Schistocerca americana (American grasshopper) is the source of this 3853-nucleotide messenger RNA. Its product is annotated as esterase FE4-like. NCBI's taxonomy places the organism in Eukaryota, Metazoa, Arthropoda, Insecta, Orthoptera, Acrididae. The record is from RefSeq and is a predicted model, not a curated record. The transcript has 10 exons. Bases 3 to 1655 code for a protein of 550 amino acids.
GCAUGGCGGACGGGCCGACGCUGCGCGUGUCCCAGGGGGCUCUGCGCGGCAGCAGCGUGCCGGGCGCCUGGGCCAGCAGCUACCUCGCCUUCCGCGGCAUCCCCUACGCACAGCCGCCUGUCGGGGAGCUGCGCUUCAAGCCGCCGCAGCCGGGCGCUCCCUGGAACGGAGUGCGGGACGCGACCAGCGAGGGCAGCGUGGCUCCCCAGCUGGACGGAGACACGGGCCGCUACAUGGGCGACGAGGACUGCCUCUUCCUCAACGUCUACACGCCGCGGCUUCCUUCGGAGGCCACCAGGGAGCUGCUGCCUGUGAUGGUGUUGGUGCACGGCGGAGGGCUGGUGCAUCUGUCUGGGAGCAGCCAGUGGUGGGGACCGGACUUCCUCGUAAGGCGCGGCGUCGUUAUGGUUUCCUUCAACUACCGGCUCGGAGUACUGGGUUUCCUGGCUACCGGCGACUCCGUGGUGCCCGGGAACAUGGGCUUCAAGGACCAGGUGAUGGCGUUGCGCUGGGUGCGCGACAACAUCGCCAGCUUCGGCGGGGAUCCUGACAACGUCACCAUCUUCGGGGUCAGCGCAGGCGGCUGGUCUUGCCACGCGCUCAUGAUGUCGCCUCUAGCUAAGGGGCUGUUCCGGCGAGUGAUCGCGCAGAGCGGCGUGGCAGUGGGCGACGGCGCGAUCAGCGCGCGGGUGCCGGAGCGCUCGUUCGCGCUGGCUGCCCACCUCGGCCUCACGACAACAGACUCCAGCCAGCUGCUCGAUUUCCUGGCGCGCCAGCCCGCCACGGCGCUCGUCGAGAACACUCUUGAAGGUCGCACCGAGGAGGACAAGGCGCGUGGGCUGAUGUUCCCCUUCGUGGGCACCGUGGAGCCGGCGGGAGAGGGCUCCUUCCUGACGCGCCACCCCGAGGACAUCCUGCGCAGCGGCGACUUCCAGCAGCUGCCGCUCAUCACGGGCGCCACCGCCUUCGAGGGCUCACUCUUUCUCCCAGAUCUGCUGAAGGAGCCGAAGGUCGUAACGAAUUACGCUGUGAACCACCGGCUACUCAUUCCAUACAACCUCCGGUGCAGAGACGAGGACAGGGAUACAGUGGCAGAGCAGAUACGCAGUUUCUACUUCGGAGACCGAGCGAUUGGUAUGGAUACUAUGAAGGAGCUUUGCAUGCUGCGAGGCGACGCGAUGUUCACCUACCCCGCAGUGAGAGCGGCAACAGCUCACAGCGCUAAGUCUGUGGCACCUGUGUACUUUUACAAAUUAGAUGCCUUCAGAAAAAUGGUCCUAGGAGAUACAGUUCCAGAAGAGGUGAAGCAACAGGCGGAAAAAACGGAUGCUGCCGGCCAUGGAGCAGACUUGGGAUACCUGUUUCGAUGUGUACUCUAUCCUGAGAUACCAGAACCAAGUUCUCCCGAUGGGAAGAUCAUUGACACGAUGACACGACUAUGGACAGACUUCGCCAAGACAGGGAGUCCGACGCCUGGGGCGGCGGAGGACGAACAGCUGCAGUCGGAGGCGGCGGCGGCGGAGCAGUGGCCGGCGUUCAGCGCGGAGGCGGGCGCCUACCUGCUCGUCAGCCCCGGCAGCUUCAGCGUCGUCCACAGGCCUUUCGCCCAGCGGGUCGCUUUCUGGGACAGCUUGUACACCCGGUACAGUGCUUAGCCUGCUGUCUCUUUCUGCAAUAGGAAACAGGAAACUCUAAGCCAAAUCAUGUAUUUGGAAUGGCCUUUGUGAAACACUGUUAAAUUCUUUACUUAUAAGAUCUAAUUCCAUUACCACUGUCAGUACAGCAAGUUACUGAUGAGGCGAGGUCUCAUGAUGUAUUCAGAUGAACAACCAUAUUUGUACAUUCCAUUAGCCGGCCGCGGUGGCCGAGCGAUUCUAGGUGCUUCAAUCCGGAACCGCGCAGUUGCUACGGUCGCAGGUUCGAAUCCUGCUUCGGGCAUGGAUGUGUGUGAUGUCCUUAGGUUAGUUAGGUUUAAGUAGUUCUAAGUUCUAGAGGACUGAUGACCUCUGAGGUCAUCAGGUUCCGGAUUGAAGCGUCUAGAACCGCUCGGCCACCGCAGCCGGCAGCAAAAUGGCAUUCGUUUCUGAUUGUCGUGAGACUGGAGCAAGAGAUGUUCAGUACGCUGUCCACCGUUUUCUCCCACAAGUUAAAAUCGAGAAGCAGCAUGUUCCACAACAGAUCGAAAUGUCUCAGGGGUCAAGUUCAGAAUGCGUUUCUCAAUGCGCGGCUUCAGUUCAGCUAAGUUCCUAGUUGGAGCACUGAAGACAACACCUUUCAGAUCACCUCACAGCCAGAAGUCACACGGAUUAAAAGCAGGUGAUCUGGAGGGCUAGGCUGUACGGAAAUGAUGGCUGAUAAUUCCAGCAUGUCCGAAAUGCCUCUGCAGCAGCUACUUUACUGACUGUGCAGUGUGAGGAGCGCCAUCUUGCAUGAAAAUGAUCCUACCCUCACACCAACGCUGUCGGAGGGUUGGAAUGACAUUGGUGCACAAAAGACUCUCACAGCGUUUACCACUGAUGUUUCAGGUAACAGGGCUCGCAGGAUCAUUUCCUGGAAGAAAUACGGCCCUACGACAAACGAUGCCGUCAACCUGCACCACACAGCCCCCUUUGUAGAAUGAUGUGGUAUCGGUUGAUGUUCCUGCGAAUUUUUCGUUGCCCAAACUCUGCAGUUCUGCUUAACUGACAUGUUCUGGAAAUGGGCUUCGCCUGUCCACAGAAUGUCUAUGGCCAUUCACUCUCCUCUUCCAAGCCAGCAGGAAAAUCCAAAGCAAACAUUACUCUUGUUGGCAGGUCAGCAGGAGGCAAUUCCUGAACAUGGGUGACUUUGUGAGGACACCGAUGGAUGAUGUUUCGUAGGACUUUAUGCACCGUGCCCGCAGGCAUGUCCAGCGUUUGAGAAAUUUCCCAAGCACUGCAUGUUUGCACACCCCGCUCGAUCCCUCCUGCAAUGGCCACAUCUUCGACAGACGUCAGAUAAACUGCUUUCCUCCCUCUGGACAUUGCACUUGAAAAGAACUUGUCUUUUCGAAUUUUGUAACUAUUUUCUCCACCCACUUAACAGACAUGGGAUCAAUGCCUUUUUUUCAUACUCUUGAGUGUCCGAAACAUCUGCAGGGCUACUGGUGCACAGUCACCAUUAUUUUAAAAGAGGCUUACCAGUAAACUGAGGAACAUCCAUGCGCCAUGUAUCGGGUUGGUGUGCAUAUUCUGACGCUUACAGCGCCAUCUAUUGGUCCAGUUUUAAUAAAUUUGUUUUUAUUCCAUUACAUUUUAUCCUGUAUCAAUAAUAUGCUGUUCAAAUUUAACGUCAUUCUGUGCAGUAUUUCUCUUCCUACAGCGUUUUCAACUGUAACUUUAGUUAAGGAUACCCUGUACAUCUCUCCUCACAUCAACACGCAACUUAUUGCAACGCAACAAGUUCCCACAUUUCCUCAUCUUCUUCGAACUCCUUCGAACCUACUUCAUUAACUGUAGAAUCAAGUGCUAUAAUAUGAGCACAGUCUAAAAUAAAAGUGUUCAGAAGUACCUGACUUCAUAAUACGCCUGGAACCUUAUCAUGAUUUGCAGAGAGUGUUUUGAAGUUUACGUGAGUAAGUUACAAGCACUCUACAUGACAACGUACCUGAAGCCCAGAACCGAAAAAUCUUAUCCAUUUUCGAUGAAACUUCUUAGAAACAUGAAAUUCCUAAGAAACUCGUCGUAAGUUAACUUCCAACCCUUGUCAAACUAGGCCUGUAAGUAAGUUAAUGGCUCUAUAAGUUAAUAACUAAAUUGUAAUAGAAUAAUUUCUCCACUGUAAUUGUAAAAGUGAUCUAUAGAUGAUUAAAGCUACUACUACUGCUACUACUACU